AGACGAAAAAAGAAAAGGAAAUUAAAUCGUUUAACCCCCAUCCCUUAAAAACUUUUGUUUUGAGGAUUUGUUGUUAUGUCGUGUUAUAGGGGGAGGCUCCCAGGAUACCACAUCAAGAUUAGAAGGGCUACCCAAGUAUAGAACCAUAUUAAGGGAAGAUUUUAGCUACCAUGUAUUUCUUUAAACCUUUUAACCCAAGGGGGGAGGGCACCGGACCGGUAGACCCCCCAUCCCUUACCAUCGCAACGAUCCACCACUGCUUUAUGUUAGACGUUUUCAUUGCUAAGUAACAUAAGGAUCAAUUGUCUUCCUAUUUAUUAGGUAAUUCCUUUAUCCUCAAUUAACAUUUCUUCAAAAACUUCUGAUAUAACAGUCGGUUGAAUAUAACUAUCCUUUUUUUGAUUCUCAAAGACUUCCAUACCGGAAAAAAUUUGUAGCGAGAGAAUGAAAAGCUGGUUUGCUAUCUUCACUGCAGCGUUUUCGUUUGCUUUUACCGGCGCAGUUUUCCGUUCAGAAGACAAAAACGAUGGAAAUUACAAGCGUUUUGAAGGCAAGCGGUUAAACGAAUCGAUCAUUGCGAUCCAGAAUGUGGACGACAAUAUAGACUGCGCCCUUCUCUGCACAGAACAUCCACAAUGCCUUUCGUUCAACUUCAAGAGCCCGGAUGUGUGCGAGCUAACGUCAUCAGAUGGUUAUAGCGGAGGUGUGAUUGACAGACUCCUUGACGACCUGACAUCAGUGUUUUACCGGGACAAUGAAGCAAUGGAGAGCCGCAGUUGCCUGGACUACUUGAGGCGGGGACGAAAAGAAAAUGGCAAAUACCUCAUCUAUGUUCCUGGUUUUGACAAUUUGAGACGGGUCAUUUGUGACUUCACUACCGAACCCGGGUGGGCCUGGACCCUACUAAUGUCUUUUGCGCGUAAAAAUUGGCUUAUUCCUGCAUUCCUUGAGGUAGGACUGAAUAAAGAAUAUGGCUACGGGAUUGUUCAUUUAGACUUAGAAAAGUACAGAAUGACUUUAGCUGAGAUGCGAGGCGUCAGAGAUAUAUCCACCCAUGUCCGCGCUACCACAAACUACAGUCCAAACCAAGGUAUCUCGACCCGGGAUUAUGUACGUGCGAAGAUCUCCAAUCUUGACCCGACAACGUUCUUAGGUUUAGGCACGUGCAUCAAGGUGGAGCUUAUCAGCAUUCGCGGUGUCCCCGGGACAGAUAUCACAGUCCCCUUUUGGCAAAAGGAUACUAUUAUACUGCACACUGAUGUGAGCCAUGGCGAAUGUGCCUAUGACAAUCCAACCCCACAGUUUCCAUACAGUGCAAACUAUUUCGGCAGGUACGGAGAAUGGACACGGGAUUCUCUGGGUGCGCAACCGAUGACAGCACCACGCAGUGGUGGUUCGGCGUAAAGCUGUCCGACUAACGGGGGGGGGGGGAUAAAGAAUAGGUUGAAAGAAAUGGAAUUGCAAGACAUCACGGAAAAAUAUGUUAUGACGCUUCAAAUAAGACCAUUUAACAUCUAAUAAGGGGAAAAAUUUCUAUAAGUACUUAGCGAGUUAUAACAAACAAAAUAUCAAAUGCGCCUUCUUUUUAAUUGAUGCCAAUUCUUUCGUCCCUGAGCCAUACAUAGCACAAGGAUGAUCAAGAAAAAAUAUCAAAAAACCAAAAUCUCGGUAUGUGCACCACGGUCUCACGUUAUUUGUUGUUACUGAAAAUUAGCCCGUAAUACAAGGAACCGAUGGCCAUUGUAA
This is a messenger RNA of Nematostella vectensis (starlet sea anemone), 1746 nucleotides long. RefSeq lists its product as uncharacterized. The record is from RefSeq and is a predicted model, not a curated record. NCBI's taxonomy places the organism in Eukaryota, Metazoa, Cnidaria, Anthozoa, Actiniaria, Edwardsiidae. Gene Ontology annotation, molecular function: oligosaccharide binding. The coding region runs from base 445 to 1404 and encodes 319 amino acids. The transcript has 3 exons.